AUGGCUAAGCUUACAAGCAAUCAGCUCGCUUAUUCUUUGUACCUGCUCUCCAUCUUUUCCCUCCUCAUUUCGACGGAGAUGGCCAUGGUGGAGGGGAAAUUAUGCGAGAGGCGAAGCAAAACGUGGUCAGGGUUUUGCGGGAAUUCUGGCAACUGUGACCGCCAGUGUAAGAACUGGGAAGGUGCGAGGAGCGGAGCGUGCCAUGCUCAGUCCCUAGGAUUGGCAUGCUUUUGUUACUUCAAUUGCCGAUCAAGAGGAUUAUCGGGAUAUAGAUUACUUCAACUGUUGAUCAAGCAGAUUACCGUGACCAAUUUCGAGCUUAAUAAUCUGUAUUAG
Eucalyptus grandis is the source of this 336-nucleotide messenger RNA. Its product is annotated as defensin-like protein 19. Gene Ontology annotation, biological process: defense response. The transcript is spliced from 3 exons. Bases 1 to 336 code for a protein of 111 amino acids. The record is from RefSeq and is a predicted model, not a curated record. Lineage: Eukaryota; Viridiplantae; Streptophyta; Magnoliopsida; Myrtales; Myrtaceae.